Molecule: messenger RNA, 549 nt
Organism: Glossina fuscipes
Lineage: Eukaryota; Metazoa; Arthropoda; Insecta; Diptera; Glossinidae
Gene: CheA7a
Exons: 3
Coding region: 1-549 (182 amino acids)
Source: RefSeq, a predicted model, not a curated record
AUGCUACUUAAAGCGUUUUUAAAUGAAAAGUAUUUCUUUUGGUGGCUUUUGAUUGCUAUCACCGAAGUGCGAGGCGAGGCGGCCUUCUCCAUCGAAUUGAACUCAUUUGAAGUUAAUAAAAAUUAUGAUACAACCUGGAUCGACUGGAAUACGAUGCGUAUGAAGAAGGUGGCACGCAACGAUUACGUUUUUACUGGCGAUUUUGCUAUCAACCGCAAUUUAGGAAACGAACAAAAGAUUUCGUUAAUGAUUUUCAAUUACUAUGGCGAGCAAAGAAAGAAGGGGAUGGUAGUGUAUACCGUGGAAAAGAAUUUUUGCACAUUUCUAAAAGAUGAAGAGGACAUCUAUACACCUAUUGUGCAGGCGUCCAAUCUACCAGCAGAAUAUACCUGUCCCUUUCCUAAGGGGAAUUACACGGUCGACAACUAUUCCCUCAAUCUCGAUUUUCUGCCGCCGGAAACACCCAAAGGACAAUACAUGAUAGAGGCGAGUUUAAAAAACGGCAUGAUGGCAGUUAGUCGGAUCGAUAUCGCGGUAACAAUUUCAUAA